GCCAAGAGGCAGCACGUGUUGCUCCCGCCCGCUGUCGUCCAAAAAUAUCGUCUCUUCAAUGCAAGAAAUGGAAAGACUAACUCGGAAUGGUUUAGUGAUGCUCGUCUAACGUGGCAGGUUGGACGUUAGCGUUGCUGUAGACGCGCGCCUCCAUCUAUUAUUUUGGAGUCCAUGUCAAUUUCAGCCAAUCCCACCCCACCGUUUCUCGUCAAAACACCAGCUCAUCUCAUUUCAACCGUUCAGAUACCGCCAACGCCUUCGGAGUUCUCUCUCUGAUGGACAUCUUAUGACGAUAGCUCCGCUGCUACUCGUCCGAAUCCGGCGAGAUGGACAGGCUCUGCGCAUUUGCAUGAACAGUCUGCCCCUCGAGUCUGUCGGAUCGAAUGCACUGCAUCCUCAGCGCCGUCAUGGACCAAACCUCACGGCUUCGCGCUGGCCCAGGCAAUCCCAUCUUGCAUGGUGCGCUAGCUUCCCGCUGAGAGACUGUAGAACGCGACUCGCAUCGCAUCGUAAGCAUCCGCGCGUUGUACCACCCUUCCUGGUUCCUGUCCAUCUUUCCUGUUUUCAUCUCGGCGAGCCAGGUUUGACUCUCGGCCUCUGUCAAAUACAUGAAUGCCAAUACGCAACUGCGCAAUCUCUCCGUUCUACUUACGGAUAUGUCAUGGUUUUCCUCAGCACGCAAGUGCGUCUGCGCAUGGCCUAUACCAUGGACCUCUCCUCCCCGCUCGGCGCGCAUGAGGAACCCCCACAGACCCUCUCUGUACAGGGCUGGCGGCUACUGAUACCUCCUCUCUGCUAUUUUUGACCCAUCUUCUGGCCCGUCUCUAUGUUGUGGUAGCGUUUGGCUAUAUGCCACCUGGCCCAUCUAUCUUAGCCGCCCUCCACACCAGGCCACUUUUCCUAACCGCCCAACUUCAGA
Messenger RNA from Pseudomassariella vexata, 919 nucleotides. RefSeq lists its product as uncharacterized. The transcript has a single exon. Bases 287 to 805 code for a protein of 172 amino acids. NCBI's taxonomy places the organism in Eukaryota, Fungi, Ascomycota, Sordariomycetes, Amphisphaeriales, Pseudomassariaceae. The record is from RefSeq and is a predicted model, not a curated record.